Messenger RNA from Fusarium vanettenii 77-13-4, 1128 nucleotides. RefSeq lists its product as uncharacterized. Bases 1 to 1128 code for a protein of 375 amino acids. The record is from RefSeq and is a predicted model, not a curated record. NCBI's taxonomy places the organism in Eukaryota, Fungi, Ascomycota, Sordariomycetes, Hypocreales, Nectriaceae. Gene Ontology annotation, biological process: phospholipid biosynthetic process. The transcript is spliced from 2 exons. Gene Ontology annotation, molecular function: phosphatidylserine decarboxylase activity.
AUGGGCUACCUCGAGAAGGCUGAGCCCGGAGCCCUAGAUGAGGCCGUGUCUACUGCCUAUGAGCAGAUCCCCGAGUUCAUGGACAAGUUGAAGAUCCAUGAUUCUCGCUCCUUCCUCGUCUUUGCCAAUGAUCUCCUCAAGUGGACUCCCACUGAGAACUUCGAGGGCAAGGAUAUCUACAACAUCCUGUGCAUGUUCUACUUUAUCAUGGACCAACCUCCGAUGAAGGGCCUCCAGACUGAGAUCAACCCUAAUGAGGUUGGUCAGCCACUUACUUGGCUAUCGUCUUGGAUAGUCGUCUAUGCUCAGCUCAUCGGCCUCUUCAUGGAUACACCGGCAUCCAUCACGCCUGAGUCCCUUCAAACCUUCAAGGACUCACCAAAGUACAACUACGAUGAGGCCCUUGUUCCUCCUGGUGGCUUCCGAACUUUCAACGAGUUCUUCUACCGGAGGCUCAAGCCCGGCUCUCGGCCUAUUGCCGACCAAAACAACGACAAGGUCAUUGUUUACCCGGCUGAUUGUACCUACGACAACUCGGUGCCCAACCAGAGCAUUGUCAACAUUCAGUCCGAUGGCCUCAUCUACAUCAAGAACCUUCCCUGGACCAUCAGCUCGCUGCUGCAGGGCAGCCAGUAUGCAGAGAGCUUCCAUGGCGGUGUCUGGAUGCAUGCCUUCUUGAACACUUUCAACUACCACCGACAGCACGCACCUGUAUCUGGAAAGGUUCUUGAGGUCAAGAACAUCCAGGGUGCUUGCUACCUUGAGGUCAACUCCAAGUGUGAGCCGAUCCGUGUCAUGUGCGGACCGGAUGCUCCAGAUACCCCUGGCUACCAGGUAAUUCUAUCAAAAUAUUUCCUCCAAACACGAGGCCUCUGCGUAAUUGACAACCCCGUCCUCGGCAAGGUUGCUGUCCUGCCCAUCGGUAUGGCCCAGGUUUCUUCAGUCAAGAUGACUGUCAAGGAGGGAGACAAGCUGCAGAAGGGUGAUGAGAUCUCGUACUUUGCCUUUGGAGGAAGUGAUAUCAUCUGUGUUUUCCAGCCCCAGGCUGGUCUAUCGCCCGACGACUUUGUUGCGUCUACUGGCAACACGUACUCCAAGAUGGGUACUGUCCUGGCUCGGGCUCCUUGA